This is a messenger RNA of Brassica oleracea var. oleracea, 1997 nucleotides long. Its product is annotated as pectinesterase 1. Gene Ontology annotation, molecular function: pectinesterase activity; pectinesterase inhibitor activity. The record is from RefSeq and is a predicted model, not a curated record. The transcript has 2 exons. Gene Ontology annotation, biological process: cell wall modification. NCBI's taxonomy places the organism in Eukaryota, Viridiplantae, Streptophyta, Magnoliopsida, Brassicales, Brassicaceae. The coding region runs from base 95 to 1855 and encodes 586 amino acids.
ACAUGUUCCACUGACAGAACAACAACAGAACAUAAAAUAAACUUUGUAAUAAGAACCCAGAAACCAAAAAAAGGAGCUUACUUUAUAGAAGAUUAUGGAUUCAGUGACAUCCUUCAAAGGAUAUGGAAAAGUAGACGAAGCUCAAGAUCUAGCGUUAAAGAAAAAGACAAGAAAACGUCUGAUUCUCCUAACCGUCUCCGGCGUAAUCCUCGUCGCGGUGAUAAUCGCCGCCGUGGUCGGUACCGUGGUCCACAGCAAAAACAAGAACUCAUCCGAGCCAACACCGAGUUCACCCCCCGAGUUAACACCAUCCACAUCGCUUAAAACCAUUUGCAGCGUGACACGUUUCCCCGAAUCUUGCUUCAACAGUAUCUCAAAGCUUCCAUCUUCCAACACAACAGAUCCAGAGGUUCUGUUCAAGCUCUCGUUAAAGGUAAUCAUAGACGAGCUCGAUUCGAUUUCCGAUUUACCGGAAAAGCUAUCGACGGAGACGGAGGACGAGAGGAUCAAAUCCGCGUUAAGGGUAUGUGGGAAUCUGAUCGAAGACGCGUUAGAUCGGCUCAACGACACCGUCUCGUCAAUGGACGCGUCUAAGGACGGGAGCAAGAAGACUCUAAACUCGUCGAGAAUCAACGAUCUCAAGACUUGGCUUAGCGCAACCGUGACGGAUCACGAGACGUGUUUCGACGCGAUAGACGAGUUAGCUACGAACAAGACGGAGUACGGGAACUCGACGAUCACGAAGCAGCUCAAGUCCGCGAUGAGCAGCUCCACCGAGUUCGCAAGCAACAGCCUCGCAAUCGUGUCGAAGAUCCUCGCCGCGAUAAGCGACUUCGGGAUUCCGAUUCACGGAAGGAGACGGCUUUUGAUGAGUCAGCAGACCCCGGAGUGGGCGCGGCGGAGGCUGUUACAGACGGAGGGUCUGAAGCCUGAUGUGACGGUAGCGGCUGAUGGAAGCGGAGAUGUGAUGACGGUGAACGAAGCGGUGGCGAUGGUGCCGAAGAAGAGCUUGAAGGUGUUUGUGAUCUAUGUGAAAGCUGGGAGGUACGUUGAGAAUGUUGUGAUGGAUAAGGGUAAGUGGAAUGUUAUGAUCUACGGCGACGGGAAAGAUAAAACAAUUAUCGCCGGCGGGAAGAACUUUAUCGACGGGACUCCGACUUAUGAAACGGCGACGUUUGCUAUACAAGGCAAAGGAUUUAUAAUGAAGGACAUCGCAAUCAUAAACACCUCCGGAGCAGCGAAGCACCAGGCGGUGGCGUUCCGAUCAGGCUCCGACUUCUCCGUUUAUUACCAAUGCUCAUUCGACGGUUUCCAAGACACGCUCUACCCUCACUCCAACCGCCAGUUCUACCGCAACUGUGAUGUCACCGGCACCAUCGACUUCAUCUUCGGAAGCGCCGCUGUGGUUUUCCAAGACUGCAAGAUCAUGCCACGUCAGCCUCUCGGGAACCAGUUCAACACCAUAACGGCUCAGGGGAAGAAAGAUCCGAACCAGAACUCUGGCAUGUCGAUCCAGCGAUGCACUAUCUCAGCCAACGGGAAUGUGACCGCUCCGACGUAUCUUGGCCGACCGUGGAAGGAUUUUUCUACGACGGUGAUUAUGGAGACGGAGAUUGGACCGGUGGUUAAAGCUACCGGGUGGAUGUCGUGGGUUGACGGCGUUGAUCCGCCUCCGAGUAUUGUGUACGGUGAGUACAAGAAUACGGGUCCUGGUUCGGAUGUGGCAAUGAGAGUUAAAUGGGCUGGGUAUAAAGCGGUUAUGACGGCGGAUGAGGCAGCUAAGUUUACGGUGGCAACGCUUUUACAUGGCGGUGAUUGGAUACCGGCGACGGGAGUGACCCAUCAGCUAUCUUGAUUUUAGUGAGAUUAUGGAUUUUACUUGGAUUUAUAGAUUUUGUUUUAUAUGAGAACAUCCGGUUUCGUUCUACUUUUUUAAUUAUGGUCUGUAUUUGUACUUUGUGACUUUGUGAUAUGAGAUAAUAGUUGAAGUUUUAUAA